UCUAACUUUACACUGCCAUGUUGCAGAGGAGGGUGAGUUUAGGGAAAGACGGAGCCACCCUGUCAAUCACAAUUAAGGAACCAUGGGAGUAAACUGGUAGGGGAAGCUCGGCGAAACCACCGUGUUUACGUUUUUUUUUUAAAUUUGCGCACCGACGACAACUAUGCACUGGUUCCCUGUGGGACGUUUACCUCCGACCUCGCUUUCCGGUUGGGAAUCGCUCCACUUUGACGGGAAUUAGCAUGAGACGUUACAUGUAACAACAAAAACUUAGCGACUUUCAGUUGCCUGUUUUUUUUCUUUUCUUUCUUUUGCCCCCAGAGAAGCUCUAACUUUGAGCAAGAAAAAAAAAUACACAAUUCACGGUUGAUAUUUGUUCCAACGGCUCACUUCAGGCUCAGGAUACUGUGGUUUGUUUUUGACUCCAACUCGUGGAAAUCUGGUCACACAGAGCUGCCUGGUCGGUAGAAGAAGAAGAAGAAGAAGACACUCCCAGAAGAGAGAGCAAGGAAAGCAGCAGAGAUGAGUGGGGGAGAGGUGGUGUGUUCAGGGUGGCUCAGAAAGUCUCCUCCUGAAAAAAAGUUGAGACGUUACGCAUGGAAGAAGCGGUGGUUUGUUCUUCGCAGUGGCCGUCUGACAGGCGACCCAGACGUGUUGGAGUACUACAAGAAUGACCACACCAAGAAGCCCAUUCGUGUGAUUGAUCUCAACUUGUGUGAGCAGGUGGAUGCUGGACUGACAUUCAGCAAGAAAGAGCUGGAGCACAGCUUCAUAUUCGACAUCAAGACCAUUGAUCGUGUCUUCUACCUGGUGGCUGAUUCUGAGGACGAGAUGAACAAGUGGGUUCGCCACAUCUGCGACAUAUGUGGUUUUAAUCCCACUGAAGAAGACCCAGCAAAAGCAGCUCACCAGGCAGCCACGGCGGGGCAGGUGGUGGAUAUGCCCCCACACCCGGCUCUGGGUAAUAUCGUUGGUCCAGCAGCAUCAGUGCUGUCCACCGUGCCACCUCCAUACCAGCCGGUCAGUGUGCGACACCUGGACUCUCAGUCCAGUUCAGAGGAGCCCCAGGAUUACCUGUGGUUGGCCAACUGUGAGAGCAAAAAGCCUGAACCCAACAGAGCCCAUGCUGAGUGUUCCAAGUCUACCUCUUCAGAGACAGACCUGAAUGACAACCUCCCAUCUCACCGGACGCCCACUUCCUCCACUUCCUCCGCUAAGCACACCUCGCACAAUGGCUUCUUCCCGCAGCACUCGACUCCCGCCUCCGCCCCUUCCACUAUCUACGACUCGCCUCCGUCACGUGGUGCCUCACUCUCAACUGACAGCGGCCUUUAUCACCUCCCUCGGAGCUACUCCCAGGACACUGUGCUGCUCCCCAAGUCGGCUUCCUCCCCUCCGGCUCAUCCAGACGGCGGGGACGGCGACCUUUAUGUCUUCAACACGCCGUCGCGGAAGCCCUCAAUGGAGACACAGAUGCGCAACCUUUCCAUCAGUUACGACAUCCCACCCACACCUGGCGCAAACUGUACCUACCAGGUGCCCCGUACGUUGUCGUCAUCGACAGGGGUGGGGGGAACAGAGGGUGGGGGAGAUGUAGUACCCCCACCCAGACCACCCAAGCCUUCACUCAGUUCCACCUCAGGACCCCCGCCACCCCCCGCUGAGCGCUCACCUACGGACACCUAUUGUGUGCCUCGCUCAGCCUCAGAGACAGAUGGAAACUACUGUGUGCCUACUAGCGCUGGGAGUAAGGCUUUGCGCAGCAACACUAUUGGCACUGUGGACUGUUCACGACUCCGCAAAGAUUUUGGAUCCCAGGACUGCUAUGACAUUCCUAGAUCAUUCCCCUCUGACAAAAGCUGCUCGUUUGACUUCAAUGAAAGCAUGAACAGCUACUUUAAAAACAAAGGAAUGAUGCCAGUGGGUAGUCAGUCAACGGAAGAGGUCGACCAGAACUACGUACCUAUGAGUGCCAACUCCCCGUCACAUCACCACUCGGGCAGUUUGUCAGAGCCGAUGCACGAACCCAACUACGUGCCCAUGACCCCAAGCACUGAGUUCUCCUCCCUUGGGAAACAGGUUCCCCCACCCGCCCACAUGGGAUUUCGCUCGAGCCCAAAGACCCCUCCUCGCAGGCCACUGCUCAGUGACUGCCAACCUCCACCUGUUGACCGACAUCUCAAGCCUGAUCGCAAAGCUGCAUGUUGUGAAGUCUUUGACAUGUGUAUUCAAGGCCAGCAUCAUUUUACUUACACAAAAGGUCAGAGUCCUAAAAUAAUAAGAGCAAAAGGUGUCUGUUUAGAGCGAACCGACUCUCAAACCGUAGGUGAAUUCCCGAGGCGACGCAAGGGAAAACCCGCUCCACUGGAGAUCAAACCUCUGCCGGAAUGGGAGGAGCCCUGUACACCUGUACGCUCACCUGUCACACGGUCAUUUGCUCGGGAUCUCUCUAGGUUCCCAAUGCCAGCGAGACCCCCGUCAGUGCAUAGCACGGCCUCCAGCACUGACUCCGAGGACUCUGCUGAGAAUUAUGUAGCCAUGGUCUCUAAUAUGCCCACAGAUGAACCAAUCAUGAAGCUCGCUGCGCCCAUGACUGCGGAUGGUGGGAGUAGCCCUAUGGUGAAGCCGAAGGGAGACAAACAAGUGGAGUACCUGGAUUUGGAUCUUGAAUCCGGCAAGUCUACCCCACCUCGGAAGAUGAAGAGCAAUGGAACUGGCAUCACGGCAUCAGAUGAGCGUGUAGACUAUGUGGUUGUGGACCAGCAACGGACACAGGCCCUCAAGAGCACCCGGGAGGCCUGGAGCGACGGCCGCCAGUCCACAGAGACAGAUACCCCCACCAAAGGACCCAAGUGACCCUGUUGUCCCAACCACCAACCCACUUUCCAAACCCCCAAACUGCCAGAACUUUUACACCAGUGCAGGUUCUGGUUUGUGCUUUGGGACGGUCCAACUAUCACGUUCCACCUCGACAAGAUCCUUAGUGUCUAAGAGCCAGUGGAGCCACUCAACUGUCUUUAGUUUACACUGCUGUCGGGCCUAGCAGAGCACUGUCGUACAGAGGGGUGUGGGCCAGGAAUAAGCUCUAUGCAGUAUGAAAGCAGGUGGAAUGACUGGACUAGUCUUUGGGGUUUGACUUAAGCAGAUCCAUGAACUUUGAACAUUCACUGCCUCCGAAAAGGAUUAGAGGCUUCUUGAUCAACUUUCAACGGCCUGAUCCAGAAUUAACAUUUCCUUAAAUUGUAAUGCUGUUUGAUGUUGUUUUGGAGUGAAAUCACUUGAUAACAUGAUCACAGUAGCUUGUCAGUGCAGCACUACUAGUUAGCAUCGCAGGUUAACAGUUCAGUUUGUAGCGUGGUGAAGUUUCACCGGACACAGAUCACAGGUUGUUUCUUCCUCAGGUCGUGGUGGGUGGUUUCAACCGACCCUGAUCUGUAUCCAAGGCAAACUUCAAACCCGGAUCCCAGUACAACAGAAUUUCAGAGAUGUUGGUUUUUCUUUCAGAACAAAGGCAGUUGAACUUGUUCAUUUUUUAAUGUAACCAAGUGCUAAAUUCAAGCUUCUGAUUCACUCAAGGUUUAAUCCACUGAACAUGAUUUGAUUUCCAUUUAUGUGGAGAUGCUUUGAUUUGUUACAAUGGAAGUGCAAAGACUGUACAAAAGUGUUAUGUAUAUAAAUGGGAUAAAAGCGUCCUUUAUUUGUAUGGAAUAUCCAACGUGUUUGACUCGACGGUAUACGGAUUCUGCAGGGUAGAAUCCUGUACCUGUAUUAGAUGGUAUCAGGACUUGUGAUUAAUGAAUGAAUUACUGUGAGUUUUUAAACGAACGUGACAGGUUUUCUAUAAGUUAUGCAAAGGUAUCAAACUUAGGCUAGAGAGAGAGAAAAUCAGGUACUCUUUAUAAAUGCAUACUAAUACAACUUUCCAUUUCUAAUUUAUUUCUCAAGCUAUUUCAUCAGGUGGAUGUCGUGUCCAUUUUUAGCUCAGUAUUCUUGAUUCAUAUGGAGGAACAUUUGCUCGAGUCUGUUUAAAUGGUCAGUUAGUUUCACAAGUUCAUUCCCCCUUUCCCUUCCUCUUUUCUCUCUCCUUUAGGUUUAAUUUAUUUUAAAUUGAACUGGCGUACAGUUUUGGGUAAUUGGCUGCCUCAUGUAGUCAACUUGAUGCAUCUUUUUUAGACCGUUAAAAAGUCUUUUGUCUGCAUAGAUCUGUGCUUUUACUAACCCGUCGACUCUCCCGCAGAAAUCCUAAGCAUGUGCUACCACAAGACAAAAACCACCGCUGUACAUAUUUUGCCAUCGAUUAGAUGAACAUGUAUCUUUUAAAAGACGUGCCUACUAAGUCAUCUUCACUCUACUUCACUCUUUCCUUAUUGCAGUUUCUUUGUGAUACGAGCUGCAAAGCUGAUGAUGCUUUAUCUUUUUUAAUGAAUCUCAACAGAAAAUGUACAUUUUAAAAAAUGGACUAAAUAAAAUCCAGCCUCUUAUGCA
This is a messenger RNA of Acanthochromis polyacanthus (spiny chromis), 4485 nucleotides long. It is a transcript of the gene gab1, whose product is annotated as GRB2-associated binding protein 1. Lineage: Eukaryota; Metazoa; Chordata; Actinopteri; Pomacentridae. Bases 523 to 2856 code for a protein of 777 amino acids. The record is from RefSeq and is a predicted model, not a curated record. The transcript is spliced from 14 exons.